Seriola aureovittata is the source of this 3619-nucleotide messenger RNA. RefSeq names its product IKAROS family zinc finger 1 (Ikaros) (gene ikzf1). The transcript is spliced from 8 exons. The coding region runs from base 859 to 2727 and encodes 622 amino acids. Lineage: Eukaryota; Metazoa; Chordata; Actinopteri; Carangiformes; Carangidae. Gene Ontology annotation, molecular function: RNA polymerase II cis-regulatory region sequence-specific DNA binding; DNA-binding transcription factor activity. The record is from RefSeq and is a predicted model, not a curated record. Gene Ontology annotation, biological process: regulation of transcription by RNA polymerase II.
GGCGCCCAUCGUUGUCUGGAUUCAACUAUAAAAUAGUACGAGAGACUGACAGUCAGAUUGGCAGCGUAAGAAAAUUGGAAAGUAGUUAUUAAACAUCUUAAAAGGGUCUGUGUAUAGUGAUAUGUGGCUGCCGCUGUUUUAAUACUAUCAGUAUGAAUGAUGGGACAAGAGAGGGAGAUGUAUUAUUGCAGCCUAUCCAGAAACAUGUAGCUGCAGACAGAAAGGCUGAGACGGUUUACUCAUUUACAUUUGAGCAGUUUCAAGUCACCUCCAAACAGUUUUGACUUUCUAUUGUUAAAGUAUGACAUUGAUGGAAGCAUCUGAAACUAAAAUAUCUCUGAUGGGUUUGGACUCACACUGUUGGUUUAUACACUCCUGCGCACUAAACCAGAGGGAAAACCACAUUUCAGUGAGAAUAGAGCAUAUCUGCAUGAUGAUCGUCUGCAGGACUGAGCCUCUGACUCAGGGAGGAUGCUCUCAGUUUACAUGCGGCUUAAGACCUAAAGUAACAAAGAGUAAAAAAUGUUGAAAAAAAGAAAAAAAUGUGGUCCAGUUCAGACAUAAAGCCGGUUCUGGACACCUGCCGAUGUGAUGAUGUGGGACAGGAGGCUCUGACUCUGAAGGGAGCAUCACUGGAGAGGAAGAGUAAAGAUCAUAGAGAGAAAACAACCUCAUUAUAUGGGAAAGAAAACGGUUGUGUUAAUUUCAUGGACUGCUUCAGUGUGCCAGAACAGGUGACAGACGGGGAGCUGUCCAAUAUGCAAGUGAGGAGUCCCCCUCAUCAGCUUCCUCAGUGAGAAUGAAAUAAAUAAACAAUGAACGGUCCACUCUCCUCGCGCGCCUCAUCCCAUCUCAUGCAUGGCUGCCAGUAAUGGUCUACUGGGUGUCAGCUUUUAUUGGCACGGCACAAAGCAAGUGCCAAGGACUCGGUGGCUCGACUCCCCGUUGCAGACUCGGCCUGUGGAUAAAAGCAAGCAAAAUGCCUCAGACGAGCUCAGAGACAUAGUCAUGUUGGGCUGGAACGAGGAAGUGCAGUGGAGAGGGGAGGGACUCAGGGCUCAGCUCCAUGGGGCCGCCGCGGCGCUGAGACCUUCUGCACAUGGAGCCGGGGAGAGUUGGAAGAACUUCAUACUGCAAACUCAAGGAAUAGCAGAGUACUUGCACCGCAUGGAGACAGAGGAAGCCCAGGAAAUGGCCCAGAUGCCAGGCAGGGACAGCCCCCCUGCCAACGAAGCAUCCGAGGAGGCAGAGGAGCCCAUGGCCGUCCCCGAGGACCUGUCAGCCGGCUCCGCCCACCAGCAGAACAACAGAGGGGACAAAGCCUGUAACAUUAAAGUUGAGGCUCGCAGUGAUGAGGAGAAUGGGCUGGCCUGUGACAUGAAUGGCGUGGAGGAGGACGAGUGCGCGGAAGACUUGCGCGUGAUCGAUGCCUCGGGGGCCAAGGUGAACGGCUCACAGCCGAGCCCCGAAGCCAAGGCCUUCUCCUCGGCCGGCGGUAUCCGGCUGCCCAACGGGAAGCUCAAGUGCGAUAUCUGUGGGAUAGUUUGCAUUGGCCCCAAUGUGUUGAUGGUGCACAAGCGAAGCCACACUGGAGAACGCCCUUUCCAGUGCAGCCAGUGCGGUGCCUCUUUCACCCAGAAGGGUAACCUGCUGCGCCACAUCAAGCUGCAUUCGGGGGAGAAACCCUUCAAGUGUCACCUGUGCAGCUACGCCUGCCGCAGGAGGGACGCCCUCACCGGCCAUUUACGCACCCACUCGGUUGGAAAACCCCACAAGUGUGCUUACUGUGGGCGGAGCUAUAAGCAACGCAGCUCUCUCGAGGAGCACAAGGAGAGGUGCCACAACUACCUCCAGUGCAUGGGGUUGCAGAACAGCAUCUACACAGUAAAGGAAGAAAGCAACCAGAAUGAGCAGAGGGAAGACUUAAGCCAGACGGGAUCUGACAGAGCCUUGGUGCUAGACAGACUAGCUAAUAAUGUAGCUAAACGUAAGAGCACUAUGCCACAGAAGUUUGUGGGUGACAAACGUCUGUCAGACCUCUCCUACGAUGGAGGAGCAGGCGAGCUGAUUCAGCCCCACGUCAUUGACCAGGCCAUCAACAGUGCCAUCAGCUACCUGGGGGCCGAGUCGCUCCGGCCCCUGGUCCAGACCUCCCCUGCCUCCUCUACUGAUGUGGGCCUCGGAUCCAUGUACCCUCACCAUAAGCCGGCGAAUGACGGCCAUGUGGGGACGGGCCACGGCCUGUCGGCCAAAGACAGUGCGGCUGAGAACCUGCUGCUGCUCUCCAACUCCAAGUCUGCCUCCAGCGAGAAGGACGGCUCGCCCAGCCACAGCGGCCAAGACUCCACCGACACCGAGAGCAACAACGAGGACCGUACAGGCGGGCCGGCCCCCAGCCUCAUCUACCUGACCAACCACAUCAACCCCGGGGUGAGGAACGGCGUCCUCCCUCUAGUGAAGGAGGAGCAGCAGAGGCAGUACGAGGCCAUCCGGGUCAGCAUGGAGAUGGCCUCCGAGGGCUUCAAGGUGGUGACGGCGGACGGGGAGCAGGUGAGGGCGUACCGGUGCGAACACUGCCGCGUUCUCUUCCUGGACCACGUCAUGUACACCAUUCACAUGGGCUGCCACGGCUUCAGAGACCCCUUCGAGUGCAACCUCUGCGGUCACCGGAGUCAAGACCGAUACGAGUUCUCCUCUCACAUAACACGAGGGGAGCAUCGCUACUGAGCCCCGCCCACCAGGGAGCACACACAUGCACACACACUUUCGCACAGAUAAACAGGUGUACAUAUGGAAAAAAAAAUCCCCCACAGAUUCACUCAUAGACAUGCACCUGAAACAAGUGCAUAAAAAACAAAAUGUAAAUUACACUGUUGAUGUCUGAAAGUUGUGUUUUUUAUACAAAGUAUGCAUGUUUGUUGAUUAUUACAAAAUCCAAUUCUAUUCAUUUCAAAUGCCAUGCUCAAAAGAAAGACCAGUUACUCAUUUGUCUUUUUUAAAUAAACAAAAUAUUGUGGAGUGAAGACGACACAGCUGAGGCUCCGUCCCACUUCAUGUAUUUACAGUCGCCACGUGUAUAAAAUGUAUAAAUGUGACUUUUCUUUUGGAAAACGAGGCAGCAUCUUUAUUUUUUCCUAGUUUUGAAAUAGAAAAAAUUUUCACCCAUUCACUUAAGCAUCUCUGUAGUGAAGUGUCUGAAACAUCAGUAAAAGAUUCUGCAGCUGUUUUUAGUGCAGGAAAAAACCUACUUUAUUUACGGCAAUCAAUAAAAACUUAACAAUCAGUGUAGAUAACCUCACAUUUCCCUCCCAAAGUGCUAUUCUUGUAUUUGUAUCAACCUACAUAUUAUUUAUAUCACAUUUACACUCCUGUCUGUUUCUUUGUAUUUAUUAUAAUGAUCGUUGUUUGUCUGUAGGUUAGUUUUUAAAAACAAAGUUGCAUCUUUUUUCUGUUCGACUGUACUUAAUGUAUUUGAGGUGAAAACAUGACUGCUGCUGAUCCUGGCCUUUUUGUUUUAUACCUGAUGGCUGAGAAUUGUUUCAUACACAACAUGAAGCUGAGCCAUGUGAAGGGAGCUUUAUGCUUGCAAAAAAAUAUCAAUAAAAGAUAUUUUAUAUAU